GCCAUGCCCACCAAGUGGUUCAGCGGGGCGCCCUUCGGGGUGCAGAGCCACAGGUUUGACGUCUCUGCUGUUUAUCCCAACCGCAAGAAGUACAGCACCUUCACAGAGGCCCCAUACUCCAAUCAUUAUUCUGUGGAACUGUCCCACAUAGGACCUGGAACCUACGGCUCCCAGGAGACCUGCUUCAGCAAGAAGAAGCUAAAGAAGGAGAUGGGCACAGGCUGGGCCAAGGCCCAGGAAGCCGCCCGGCUGACCCAGAUGCCCCACUUCCAGUACCAGGCCAUCAUGAGAGAGAAGCGGCAGCAGGAGCAAAAGCUGGGGCCCGGCUACUACAACUUCAAAGACUUCUUAGAACAGCUGAAGCAGAAACCAUGUAGCACCCGGGGGCUGCUCAGCUCUGGGGAGAUUCGCUUCCGAGGACUCACCGGGAACUACUAUCCAGGCCCUGGGAAUUACGGGGAGAAGGGCAACCCCUACACGAAGCUGGAGGAGAAUGCCUGGAACCGGUCCCAUUCGGAGGGCCUCAUGUGCAGGAUGACCAACAAGCCGCCCCCCUUGGCUCAUCAGGGGAGUGGUCUGGGACCUGGCACCUACUUCUUAAAAAGUGGCAUCGAGGCAUACCUGGAGCGAUCCGUCGGCACCCGCGGCCCCUAUGACACUUUCUCUGGUGACCGAAGCAAGCCCCUGCCUUACGGACAUUACUCUGUGCAGGAAAAAAACCCCAGGGAGCUGAUGAAUUUCAAGAGCUUCACAGACGAACUUAACUCACGUCACAAUAAGAAGCGAGGGGUUUUUUCCAAAGCUCCCCGCAACCCGAAAACCCCUUCGGAGAGGAUUUACUGGGCCACCCUUAGCCAGUGCCCCCGAACACUGGCCACAUCUGGCCCUGGCUUCUGGCUUCCACCGGUGGAGAAGCCCAAACACACCAACCAGCCGCCGUUCCUGCUGGCCUCCAAGCGGUCUGACACAAAGGCCUGCCAGAAUGUUUUGGGGAGCUGGAAUCCGGUAGGUGUGGGCCGAUACCUUAACACCUGGCUGAUGGAAACAAAGGACAGACGGCAGCGCUACCGGUCCCUGUUCCUGGGUGAAUCCAAACGCUACCUCUCGAACCUGGCCCGGGACAUGCUCAUGCAGGAAAGGAUCACACCUUUUACUAAGGGGAAGUGCCCUCCAACGGUGAAUUAUGAUUCAGAUCCUACUCCUUAAAGCCGUACGUGAAGGACAGCCUGCGGCAACUGGAGGCCCAAGGCCUGAAGACAAAUCUGGGGAUGGGAGGAUGGGCGUGGGAACGGGGGCGUCUUAGAGAAAGGACACGUGAGAAUGCCUAGGAGAGGGGAGAGAUGUGCUGGGACCACCCUGGCUGGAGCUGUAUACCUGGAGGUCACAAUGCCUGCUGGGACACCUGGGGCCAGAUAUCUUUUGUUCCAAGAGAUCAAAUAUCCUAAGAACUGGAAUCAGCCAGUGACACAACCAUGGGGGCCCAGAAGAUGGACUGAAGGGGUAGAAUGUGGUUGACACUCUUGGAAACCUUUCUAUUCUAAAGCACGUGCUUGGCUCCUUGUUCAUUAAAGUCCAAAAAGGGGUGG
Messenger RNA from Lemur catta (Ring-tailed lemur), 1586 nucleotides. RefSeq names its product lymphocyte expansion molecule (gene CIMAP2). The record is from RefSeq and is a predicted model, not a curated record. Bases 4 to 1206 code for a protein of 400 amino acids. The transcript is spliced from 10 exons. NCBI's taxonomy places the organism in Eukaryota, Metazoa, Chordata, Mammalia, Primates, Lemuridae.